AUGACUUCACUUUUGCCAUUUACGCAAAUUCGUGGCAAUACUGUUAACUUCUUCAUGAGAAGGACUUCUGGGGAAUUAUGGAAAACUGUUACCAGUGUAUCAAAAGCAGGUCAAAAGAAAGGGCGUAUGAACACAAGACAACCUGUUCGUGCUCUAAACAGGUUCUAUCGGAUUGGAUCAAGUCCCAUGAAGGUACAAUUCCCUGGUCUGAAUGCUCCUCUGAGCACGAAAGACCCAGAUGUAAAAAUUGUCGAGCAAUCCGACGAAGAGAUAAGAGAGGGCCAACUAAAUGUUAGGAAGACUUUAGAGGAGCAGAAGGACAUUGGAAAGAGGCGGUUUCGAGAAAAGCUGCACCCACUUGAACGAGGGUUCAGCGGUACUCAAUUAGUUGGUCAGAAGCUUGGACCACCAGCACCAGUUGAUGGCGCGUCGUUUGAAGAUUUCCAAACAUAUUGUCUUGAGGUCAAAAGGACAUCGAAUAUGACAGGAGUAUUCGGUCGAGUUCAUACCAUGGCUGCUCUCGUAAUUACUGGAAAUGGCAAAGGACUUGCUGGAUAUGCUGUUGGAAAGGCACCUCUUCAUAGAACGACCACAGCAAUUGUGAAUGGCAUGAAUAUGGCGGCAAGAAAGCUGUUUUUUGUCGAUCUUUUAGAGGGAAGAACAAUCUUUCAAGACUUUUAUGCUGAAUGCCGUAACACAAGGGUAUUCGCUCAAAGACGACCUCGGGGUUAUGGACUGACCUGUCACCCGAGAUUGAUAAAGAUCUGCGAGGCAAUUGGAAUCAAGGACAUUUACGUAAAGGUUGAAGGUUCGACCAAAAACUACCUUGCACUAACUCAUGCGUUUGUGACAGGAUUGUUGAAUCAGGAGACCCACCAACAAUUAGCCGAACGAAAAGGUCUUCAUGUGGUUGAAAUGUCGCCGUCGAGGCAUUUCCUUCCGCAAGUUGUAGCUUCGCCGAUUCUCACUCCACUCAAAGAGGAGGACGAACUCGAGGACAUUGAUCGUCUGAAUUUGGAUGAUUUCUAUGGGGAAGGAAGGUAUCCAUUGAGGAAACCUAAACGUUUGCCGUUCUAUGCUGACUUACCAGAGCACAAAGAGGCAGAGUGGCGAAAACAUCCGUUUAGAAAUCACGAAGAGGUUAUGAUUCGACUCCUGGCUGAUGGAGUUGUUUCUCGAUGGACUCGAGAUGCACGUAGUAAAUGGGCAGAAGAACGUCACGAACAGGCAACAGCCGGAGUAGUGCCGCUACCUACUGGUAUUGGCCUUUCAGAUGUGAUUCCAAAGAAGGAGUAG
Messenger RNA from Necator americanus (New World hookworm), 1296 nucleotides. RefSeq lists its product as uncharacterized. Bases 1 to 1296 code for a protein of 431 amino acids. The record is from RefSeq and is a predicted model, not a curated record. Lineage: Eukaryota; Metazoa; Nematoda; Chromadorea; Rhabditida; Ancylostomatidae. Gene Ontology annotation, molecular function: structural constituent of ribosome; RNA binding. Gene Ontology annotation, biological process: translation. The transcript has 11 exons. Gene Ontology annotation, cellular component: ribosome.